AUUUCAAUGAAUAUAAUGCUCAAAGAGACUAUCAAUGCAAUAUACAUUUAACAAGCUAGAAAAAUAAUGAAUCGUUUUGGUGUCAUAUCAAGAAAUAAGCCAGAUAUAGGUCCUUCUUAAGUAACAAACAUAAAUAAAAUUGAUAGGGCCAUUUAACAGGUUAAUAUACAGUGGUAGAUCACACUUAUGACGCAAUUAUAGUAGGAGGAGGAGGAGCAGGUUUAAGAGCAGCAAUAGGUUUAGUAGAGCAAGGUUUCAAAACAGCAUGCAUUUCGAAGCUGUUUCCAACUAGAUCUCAUACUUUAGCAGCUAUUGGGAUGAAUGCAUCAUUAGGAAAUAUGGGAGAAGAUAAUUGGAAAUGGUAAUGAUUGAUGAAUAUUAAGGCAUGCAUAUGAUACUAUUAAGGGAUCGGAUUGGUUAGGAGAUUAAGAUGCGAUUACUUAUAUGUGUAAGGAAGCACCGAAUAUAAUUUACGAAUUGGAAAGCUAUGGUUUGAAAUUUUAUAGAACUGCAGAAGGAAAAAUAAAAUAAUGGGCUUCAGGAGGAUCAAGGUAGAAUUUGGGGGCUGGAGAAUUAGCAUAUAGAAUUUGUGUAGCAGGCAAAACUGGUCAUGAAAUGCUUCAUAUAUUGUUUGGUAGAGCUUUAGGAUAUAAUUGUACCUUUUUUAUGGAAUACUUUGGCCUUGAUUUGAUUAUGGAUGAUUAAGGGUAAUAUAGAAUAUUAAUUAUAUAUAUAGAGUUUGUAGAGGAGUAUUAUGUAUGUCGAUGUAAGAUGGAUCAAUACACCGUAUUAGGGCAGCAUAUACAAUAUUAGCAACAGGUGGAUAUGGAAGAGUAUAUCAAUCAUGCACAUCAGCUCAUACAUGUACAGGUGAUGGAGGAGGAAUGACAAUUAGAGCAGGUUUACCUAUGUAAGAUAUGGAAUUUGUUCAAUUUCAUCCCACUGGUAUUUAUGGUUGUGGAUGUUUGAUGACUGAGGGAUGUAGAGGUGUAGGAGGUUUUCUAAGAAAUUCAUUGGGAGAAAGAUUUAUGGAAAGAUAUGCUCCUACAGCUAAAGAUUUAGCUAGCAGAGAUGUAGUUUCCAGAGCAAUGACUAAAGAAAUCUUAGAAGGAAGAGGGUAUAUAAUUAUAUUAUUCUCUUUAUAGAGUUGGACCUGAAAAAGACCAUAUCUACUUACAUCUAGAUCAUUUACCUAAUUUACAUGAAAAGAUACCAGGAAUCUGUGAAACUGCUAGAACAUUUGCUGGUGUUGAUGCAACCAAAGAACCUGUACCUGUUUUACCUACUGUUCAUUAUAAUAUGGGUGGAAUACCUACCAAUUAUAGAACUGAGGUUCUAAAUUAGGUUAAUGGUAAAGAUCAAAUUGUUCCUGGACUAUUGGCAGCUGGAGAAGCUGCUUGUGCUUCAGUUCAUGGUGCUAAUAGAUUGGGGGGCAAUUCUUUAUUAGAUAUCAUUGUUUUUGGAAAACAAGCUGCAAUUAUUGUAGGAGAAAAUUGGAAACCUGGAUAAAAGUAACCUGAUCUACCUAAAAAUGCAGGAGAAAAUACGAUUGCCAGAAUUGAUAAAUUAAGAUUCAAAGAAGGAUCUUAAUCAGUUCCUUAAGUUAGAAAGAAUCUUUAAAAAACUAUGCAAAAAUAUGCUUCUGUCUUUAGAAUUGAAAAAACAUUACAGGAAGGUGUUUAAAAAGUCAAAGAAAUUUAUUAAAGAAAAGAUGAUAUCAAAAUUAAAGAUAAAGGACUUUUGUGGAAUUCUGAUCUUAUUGAAGGAUUAGAAUUGGAUUUUCUAAUUUGUAUAUCUUUCUCCUUAAAUCUAUUUUAGUAUAAGCUAAAAUGACUAUUGAAGGAGCUUUAUGUAGAAAGGAAUCAAGAGGAGCUCAUGCUCGAGAUGAUUAUCCUGAAAGAGAUGAUACAAAUUGGAUGAAACAUACCUUGACUAGAAUUUAGGAUAUCUAAAGCGGAGAUGUUGAAAUAAGUUUUAGAGAUGUAACCAUUUAAACUUAUUAUUUCUAUAGGUUAUCACUAAGACAUUAGAUUCUAAGGAAUUUGAUACUGUAUUACCAAAAAAGAGAGUUUAUUGAACAAAUUUUGUUUAAUUUUAAUACAUAACUAUAAUGAAUAAAAAUG
Messenger RNA from Paramecium sonneborni, 2123 nucleotides. The record is from the annotation of a GenBank genome assembly. Lineage: Eukaryota; Ciliophora; Oligohymenophorea; Peniculida; Parameciidae.